This is a messenger RNA of Aureobasidium namibiae CBS 147.97, 1008 nucleotides long. Its product is annotated as arsenate resistance ArsH. The record is from RefSeq and is a predicted model, not a curated record. Gene Ontology annotation, molecular function: oxidoreductase activity. The transcript has 3 exons. NCBI's taxonomy places the organism in Eukaryota, Fungi, Ascomycota, Dothideomycetes, Dothideales, Saccotheciaceae. The coding region runs from base 1 to 1008 and encodes 335 amino acids.
AUGUCUGGCAACCGCGUCCAUGGCGACUUGAAUAACACGGAGGUUAUGCGAGAAACCAAUUUCUUGGUUCCGGACCCUGCUUACGAUGGAAAAACACUGGCUAUUUCCGAAGAAGAGGAUGAUGCGAGCAUCAGAUCAAAAUAUAGACCAUUUAUCACAAGCCCGGAAGUGACGAGCAGCGAUUGGGUUGCCAAAUCCGAACUCAGCACUGCGUUGAAAAUGUCAGAGGCAGAUAUGGCAAAGACUGGAGGAAACAGACUGAAGAUUCUAGUCUUGUAUGGUAGUCUGCGCGAAAGAUCGUAUUCGCGCUUGUUGGCUUUUGAGUGCUCUCGCAUUCUAUGGCGUCUAGGUGCUGAUGUGCGGGUCUUUGAUCCUUCAGGCUUGCCUGUCAAGGACGAUGUGCAGCAUCAGCAUCCCAAAGUGCAAGAGCUGCGUGAGCUGAGUAAAUGGAGUGAUGGCCAUGUUUGGGUAUCUCCUGAACAGCACGGUAACCUUACUGCAGUGUUCAAAAAUCAAAUCGACUGGGUUCCACUAAGCACAGGCUCUGUAAGGCCGACUCAAGGACGCACUCUGGCAAUCGCUCAAGUCUCUGGUGGCUCGCAAUCCUUCAACACUGUCAACUCCCUCCGCAUUCUCGGUCGCUGGAUGCGCAUGUUUGCUAUCCCAAACCAAUCUUCAGUCCCCAUGGCAUACACCCAAUUCACAGACGCACUCGACGAAACAGACCACGACGCUUUCGUCAAAGCAGAAGGUGGAAGCAGACUCAAGCCUUCGGGCAACCGAGAUAGAGUAGUGGAUGUCAUGGAAGAGUUGUUCAAGUACACUCUGGUCAUGAGAGAGCACUUUGACCUGUUUGGCGAUCGACACAGCGAGCGCAAAGAAAAAGAGGCGAAACGCCUGAGAGAAGUCGAAGUCACGAAAAAGGAGGAAAAGGCUGGACAAGAAGGCAAUGCGACGAGUAUGGUCACCGCGAAGCUCGUCAACGGCAUCGAUGUCAACGGUAUCUAA